UUGUGUGCAAUCCUGUUUUAUUUGAGUUGCACGCCCCAGGGUUUGCUGCAGGAAGGAGCGCUGCUCUGAAGUCUGGUGCUCUCGUAGGGAAGGAGUGCGUACAUGGGCUGCUUUAGGAGAGAGGAGCCCCCACUUCUCCACCGAUGCUCCUUGGCAGGCUGGCCAGCACUGCAUUGUGCUGGCGCCUCUCUCUCCGCCACCCGCGGCGGCUCAGCGAACCCGCUGCGCCCGACCUCAGGGCGUUUAUCGCCGGCAACACGGAGCCAGUGAGAGAGCACCUCACGCCGGAGGUGAGCCUGAGGCUGCUCACUCCCCGCUGCCGCUUCUGGAGCCAGCCGGCCCAUCUGUGGCCCUUCAGCGAUCCCUACUGGGCUAUCUACUGGCCGGGGGGCCAGGCACUCUCCAGAUACCUCCUGGAUAAUCCUGCAGUCACCAGGUCAAAGAGGGUGUUGGACGUAGGAAGUGGCUGUGGUGCCUCUGCCAUUGCAGCUUCUAUGAGUGGGGCAUCUCAUGUUCUUGCAAAUGACAUUGACCCAAUUGCAGCAGUCUCUAUAGGAAUGAACUGUGAACUUAACAAAAUACCACCACUACGAGUGGCAAUAGAAAGUUUAAUUGGAGAGAUGGAAGAAAAAUGGGAUGUGAUUCUUUUAGGUGACAUGUUUUAUGAUGAAGAACUUGCUGCCAGUCUUCACAAUUGGUUGACAGAAUACAAGAAGUUUCACGGAUCAGAGAUUCUGGUUGGGGAUCCAGGAAGAUCACAGUUCACAAAUUACGCUGCACAGCAUUGCCUGCAGAAGGUCAUAGAAUAUGAGCUUCCCGAGACCACCAGACAGGAGAAUUAUGGACUGACAUCCAGCAGCGUGUGGAGAUUUUUGUCGUAA
Messenger RNA from Rhincodon typus (whale shark), 881 nucleotides. RefSeq names its product electron transfer flavoprotein subunit beta lysine methyltransferase (gene etfbkmt). Lineage: Eukaryota; Metazoa; Chordata; Chondrichthyes; Orectolobiformes; Rhincodontidae. Gene Ontology annotation, cellular component: mitochondrial matrix. Gene Ontology annotation, molecular function: protein-lysine N-methyltransferase activity. The transcript has 3 exons. Gene Ontology annotation, biological process: peptidyl-lysine trimethylation. The record is from RefSeq and is a predicted model, not a curated record. The coding region runs from base 144 to 881 and encodes 245 amino acids.